This is a messenger RNA of Oncorhynchus masou masou (cherry salmon), 2259 nucleotides long. It is a transcript of the gene tbx19, whose product is annotated as T-box transcription factor 19. Gene Ontology annotation, molecular function: RNA polymerase II cis-regulatory region sequence-specific DNA binding; DNA-binding transcription factor activity, RNA polymerase II-specific. Gene Ontology annotation, cellular component: nucleus. Gene Ontology annotation, biological process: positive regulation of DNA-templated transcription; mesoderm formation; heart morphogenesis. Lineage: Eukaryota; Metazoa; Chordata; Actinopteri; Salmoniformes; Salmonidae. The record is from RefSeq and is a predicted model, not a curated record.
AUGAAGGUUGAGGGUUUAGCUGAAGGCAGGGCUGGGGGUAACCCCUGCCCUGGUCCUGCCAGCCAGUGCUGUAUCUCGCGACUGCUAAGCGUGGUGGAGAGUGAGUUGCAAGCGGGGCGCGAGAAGGGGGACCCCACGGAGAAGCAGCUGAAGGUGACGCUCGAGGAAGCGGAACUGUGGCGGAAGUUUAAGGAAGUCACCAAUGAGAUGAUAGUCACCAAGAGCGGCAGGAGGAUGUUUCCGGUGCUGAAAGUGAGUGUAUCGGGUUUGGACCCCAACGCCAUGUACUCCUUCCUGCUGGACUUCCAGCCAGCUGACAGCCACCGCUGGAAGUACGUUAACGGGGAGUGGGUUACAGCCGGUAAACCGGAGCCUGCCGGUAAUGGUUGUGUGUACAUCCAUCCCGACUCACCCAACUUCGGAGCCCACUGGAUGAAGGCACCUGUCUCCUUCAGCAAGGUCAAACUCACCAACAAGCUCAACGGAGGUGGACAGAUCAUGUUGAACUCUCUCCAUAAGUAUGAACCUCAGCUCCACAUUGUGAGAGUGGGCGGAAGCCACCGAAUGGUCACUAACGUCUCUUUCAGCGAAACACAGUUCAUCGCUGUCACUGCCUACCAGAAUGAAGAGAUCACCGCUCUGAAGAUCAAAUACAACCCGUUCGCUAAGGCUUUCCUGGAUGCCAAAGAGAGGAACCACCCGAACAGUCCAUUGGAGUCCCCAUUUGAUAGCCAUAUGGGAAUUCAACACUGUGGCUGGUUUCUGUCUAACCCAGACUCGCUGUGUUCAGGUGGGGGUCCUAGCUUCCCCUAUAGCGGGGGUCUGCCUCUCGCCCCUCAUGGGUACAAGCACUACCCCCCCAGGCCAGCUCCCUACCCCCCCUCCUACCUGCCGCACCGCACGCACCCUUCUGUCUCUCUGUCUGAGGGGCUACAGGUGUUGUCUGGGGGUCCUGAUGGCUGGUCCAGUGUCUCCUCCCCCGGCCCCUCCUCCUCAGCCCUACCCAUGACCACACCCUCCUCACCCCCGUCCACCAAUAGCAGCAGUCAGUACCCUUGUUUGUGGACGGUCGGGCGUACAGACGGGAGUCCUGCCUCUUCUCCCUGCGCCCAGCUUCAUGGACCAAUCAACAGCGAGAGCCACCCACAGCCACCCAAUCACGUCCGGCUGGGCGGGCCCGGUUGGCCACCUGUCUCCAGCCAUUCCUUCUAACAAACUAUGUGAUUGGUCGAUGCCCACAUGGGCAUGAUCAGUACUGCCCUGGGACCCGGCCCUGGAAGCCCUUUAAUGAACACAUCUUAGAUAAUAGACGUUCCUCUGCCCAGGCGUUGACAGAUGUUACAUCUUCUGGAAAGGUAUUUUAAGUAUCAGCUAACCACAUCACAUAGCAACCUGAUGCCCGACAGCAGUCGAUGAUGUGGCACAGAACCACUGGUUGAUGAAUGCAACGUCUGAGCAGGGGAAGGCGACCAACGUGUGUGUGCAUGUGAUGCCAUACAAAUGUGUUAGUGUGUGUGCACCUCAAAAAACGAAGGCCCAGAUUCAAUCAGAUCAAGCGUUAACCGGCAAUAGCAGACACCUGCAUAGCGGAUGUUUUGGCUUUGUGGAACUACACUGGAGCUGUCAAAUCGGCGAGCAGCUGCUCUUGCGAUCAUUAUCACAAAGCCACACUGUCCUACUCGCGGGAUCAUGACGCUCACAUUGAAAAACAUUCAACCAAAUCGUUUCUAUCGUCAUAAUGGAGGUGGAGAUCACAUCUCACAUUCCACUGUUCUGACUUAGAAACAAGGCUGCAUGGGAUUUCUGUUCAUGCCACUCCGUGCAGCCAAUGGCAAUGUCCGCUUUAGGUAUAAUGCCAGGAGCCGCUUGUGGAUUUGACAGCUCCUAACGCAGUCUUACCUCCGACACCUCCGAAACGACCGCUGUGCGGAUGUUGGACAAAGUGGAUCUGAUUGAAUCAAGCCCUAAAUGUCUCUGCCUGCUUUCAAAUGACUUAUCAUUCUAUGUUUGUGGUUCAGCCCUGACCGACUAACUCUGGGCCCUGACAGACUAACUCUGGGCCCUGACAGACUAACUCUGGGCCCUGGUAAUAAGAUAUGUCAAACUGCCAAUAUGCAGGAGUCAGAAUAAAUAUCUAUGUGAAACUACGGUACAGAAAAAUAUGAAUUAUGUCUCUGUCUUCAUUCUGUCAGCUUUAUGAUAAUGUUUCUUUCUGAUAAAUGCUGUUCAUUGUAAAACGCUGAAAAUAAACAUUGGCCA